Messenger RNA from Trichophyton benhamiae CBS 112371, 1461 nucleotides. Its product is annotated as MFS transporter, putative. Gene Ontology annotation, cellular component: membrane. Bases 1 to 1461 code for a protein of 486 amino acids. NCBI's taxonomy places the organism in Eukaryota, Fungi, Ascomycota, Eurotiomycetes, Onygenales, Arthrodermataceae. The transcript has 3 exons. The record is from RefSeq and is a predicted model, not a curated record. Gene Ontology annotation, biological process: transmembrane transport. Gene Ontology annotation, molecular function: transmembrane transporter activity.
AUGGCAGACGAAGUCAUCGAGCUCGAGGGGAAGCCAGCGCCUGAGCAGGAGGCCGUUGUCAUCGACGAGAAGAGAGAGAAAGCAUUGAUUGCGAAGAUUGACAGGCACAUCGUCCCGUUUCUCGUUGGCCUGUAUCUGUUCAGCUUCCUCGAUCGAGUGAAUAUUGGAAAUGCCAGGCUGUACGGCCUCGAAGAGGACCUGGGGCUGAAAGGAAACCAGUAUCAGAUUGCUGUGUCCAUCCUCUUCAUCCCAUACUGUCAAGGACAGCUCCUCGAAGUCCCCUCGAACCUGUUCAUCCGCCGAUUCACUGCCUCCCGAUACAUCUCAGUCAUAACGACGAUAUGGGGUCUCGUGGCCACGCUGUCGGGAGUCACCCAGAACUUCGCCGGCAUGGUUGUCUGCCGGUUCAUCUUGGGCGCUGUUGAGGCUGGCCUGUUCCCCGGCCUGAUCGCUUACAUGACGCUCUUCUACGGGAAAAGGGAGAUCGCCCUACGAGUAGGAUAUCUCUUCAGUGCCGCUGCCGCCGCCGGUGCGUGCGGUGGCCUUCUAGCGUAUGCCAUCGGGUUUCUGGAUGGCACCGCUGGCCUCAAGGGAUGGCGGUGGAUCAUGAUCCUUGAAGGUAUCCCAUCGUUCUUGAUCGGAAUAGCCACAUGGUUUGGGCUCGCAGAUGACCCAGAUACGGCUUACUACCUUACUGAAGAAGAAAAGGAGAUUGGGAGAGCCCGUCGAAGACGUGAGAUCGGCCAGACGGACUCCGCGCAGCUGUUCCAUGUUGCCGAUGCAAAGGAGGGCGCAAAGGACUGGACCAUCUAUCUCUUCUGCCUUGGCCAGUUCGGCACCGACGCCGUGCUAUACGGGUACAGUACCUUCUUGCCAACCAUCAUCAAAGCCUUCGGAGACUGGACUGGCCCCCAGGUGCAGGCGUUGACCAUCCCAUGCUAUGCUCUGGGUGCAAUCACAUAUCUCAUCAUUGCUUGGUUCAGUGAUCGAUGGCAGAAGAGAGCAGUCUUCACCAUAGCCUUCACCUGCGUUACCAUACUGGGAUAUGGCUUGUUGAUCUCUGACACCUCCUCGGGCGUACACUACUUUGGCUGCUUCCUCGUCGCCUGUGGUGUCUAUGUUGCUGUCGGACUUCCUACCGCCUGGCUGCCAACAAACCUUCCCCGAUUCGGCAAGCGUGCAUUCGCUACCGGCCUGCAGCUCACUCUGGGAAACACAUCCGGCAUCGUCACCCCGUUCCUGUACCCUCACCAUACCGCUCCUCGCUAUGUCAUGGGCCAUGCCGUCACUCUGGCACUAGCGGGCCUUUCCGUCUUGAUCUAUGGUUUCAUGUGGUUCCAUUAUUCUCGCAUCAACAAGGCUCGUGCAGAGGGUAAGGAAGACUACAAGAUCGAAGGCAUGACCCACGAAGAAGUACAGGAAAUGGGUGAUCGUAACCCUCAGUUCAGAUACAGCACCUAA